Messenger RNA from Otolemur garnettii (small-eared galago), 1846 nucleotides. RefSeq names its product Purkinje cell protein 4 like 1 (gene PCP4L1). NCBI's taxonomy places the organism in Eukaryota, Metazoa, Chordata, Mammalia, Primates, Galagidae. The transcript has 3 exons. The record is from RefSeq and is a predicted model, not a curated record. The coding region runs from base 190 to 396 and encodes 68 amino acids.
AGGAGCUGGACGCGGAGAUCUCCGGGUGCGAGAUUCAGAGUAGCGGCUCUCUGCGCUAACGGUCCUGUCGUGGUCCGCCGGGCCCCUGCCUCAGAGCCCGGCAACUCUCGGCUGUCGUCCGCGCUGCCCCGAGAGCCCCUCGCUUCACCUGCGCUUGCUGCGCCCGGCGCACCGAGUCUGCCUGCCGCGAUGAGCGAGCUUAACACAAAAACAUCCCCAGCAACCAACCAGGCAUCUGGACCAGAAGAAAAAGGGAAAGCUGGCAAUUCCAAGAAGGCAGAGGAAGAGGAGGAGAUUGACAUUGACCUGACGGCGCCAGAAACAGAGAAGGCUGCCCUUGCCAUUCAGGGCAAGUUCCGGCGAUUUCAGAAAAGGAAAAAGGAUCCCAGCUCAUGAAUGGCCAGCUUUGUCCUGCACCCCAUUCCUUUCUCUCCCUUUCUCUACAGCCCUGACUCCUAUGUAUCUUUGUUCCCUUGUACCUCUAGUCUCUUGUUGAGGCAACUUCAACCCUUAUAUACUCUUUUCUCUGGUCCCCUCAAGCCAUCACAACAGUAGAGGCACAAGGAACUUGAAGACUUGAAUUCGCAGUGGCUUGCCUAAGAGUGAAUCCUUUCUCCCUGGGGGUGAGGGUCCCUGAUCAGUACCUAUGCCUGCCCUGUGGGAUUGAGGAGCAAGAGGCUUUGAGGUUGAGAGAUGCCUGCCCCUCAUGGUGUGGAAAGGAGGGAAAGCUUUAGAGUAGGGUACCUGAGGGUUGGGGAGGGUGUAAUUGUUCUGCCUAUUACAGCAUUCACAUUUCAGGUGACAUUCUUUCCCCUUCAGAUCCUUCGGCACCGCCACCUCCAACUUCCUCUCCUGGGAUCUAAGCCACAGUGCAGACUGGCGCCUCCUUUCCCCCAGGCAGACCUAAAUCAAGCAGUUUACCACAAUAGUGCAUGCUGAGUAGAUUAUUCCAAAGAAGGAAGACUGAACCGGUACCUGCACAAUGAAAACAAUAAGUUUCCUUCAUUGUCUAGUCUGGGACCACAAGGGGCAGAGGUAGAAGAGGUUCCAGGGCCAUAGUCAGGGAAAUGAGAAGUGGGAUAGAUUUAGGCAGGAGAGAAAAGUCAAGAAGGGGAAUGUCUCUGAAGUCACAAGUUACUGCUGGUGAAAGUAUACUCAUGAAGGAUUCUUGGGGCCUUGCUAACCUUCCUACCUCUAACCCCCUAAGUAGUUAUCACCAGAGGCCACACAAACCAAGUUACCCCUGUAGUUUCAACUCACCCCACUAUGGAGUCAGGGCAAAAAUGGAAUAGCCAUUCCAUAUGAUUUUAGCAUGUUUAAUAAUUAUAACAAUAAAAAGCCCCUCAGUUGGGGUCAUUUAAACUCUACUAAUGUUUUUUCUUGUGAGGAAUAUUAAUGUAAGCCUGGCCGGGCCCCAGGGAGGGUAGAAGAGCAACUGCACAGACUACUUGGUGGCACAGAACACUGAGCAAUUUUCAGACUGAAGCCAAUACUACUUUGUAUCUCUGACCUUGCCCUCACUUUGAUUUGCCGCCCACAUUCUCUCUGCUGCUGUUACCACCCCCAGUGCACACCUGCAAGGUUGUUCAUCGUCCCAUUCUCUUUCCAGCUAAGAGCAUGCUUGGUACAUACCCAUCUGAAAACAAACCUAGUCUUCCUUGCUUCCUGUCCCCAGAUGACCUAUCCUAGAUUUCCUUCCUGCUUUGUCUUCCUCCCACACUCUCCCCUCCCUUCCCAAUGUUUAUCAAACAUAAAGGAAGGAAAGGAUGGCUGGUCCCUAGAGAGCAUCACUGUUACACUAGAGGUUUUAAACCGUAAAUUCAAUAAAGUGGUGACUUUCAAGUAA